This is a messenger RNA of Rhineura floridana, 4112 nucleotides long. RefSeq names its product Sp8 transcription factor (gene SP8). Gene Ontology annotation, biological process: regulation of transcription by RNA polymerase II. The transcript is spliced from 2 exons. Lineage: Eukaryota; Metazoa; Chordata; Lepidosauria; Squamata; Rhineuridae. Bases 311 to 1765 code for a protein of 484 amino acids. The record is from RefSeq and is a predicted model, not a curated record. Gene Ontology annotation, molecular function: RNA polymerase II cis-regulatory region sequence-specific DNA binding; DNA-binding transcription factor activity, RNA polymerase II-specific.
UUUCUGUUUGCAGUCUCUCUCGCUCGCUCUGCAUGCGCGUCUUUCUUUUUCCGAGAGGACCUGUCGGCGGCGGCGGCGGCGGCGGAAGGCGCUCGGCGGUGUUGAUGACCUCACGCGGCAACGUCUCGGAGCGGUCGACGGAGCUGUAGAUUGGCUGGCGCGGGCUCAGCGGCACUUCAAAGCCUGAGAGGGAGCUACAAUUGUGGUGGAAUGGGCGGAACUGAUCAUUGUAUUGCACACCUCUAAAAAAAACACUGCCUCUGAUUUAUCAAUAUAAAAAAGAUCCUCUGAGAGGAGGGCACUUUGUGGGAUGGCAACUUCACUUCUAGGGGAAGAACCGCGCUUAGGCUCCACUCCUCUGGCCAUGCUCGCCGCCACCUGCAACAAGAUCGGCAGCCCCAGCCCGUCGCCCUCGGCCCUUUCGGACAGCUCCUCGUCCUUCGGCAAAGGCUUCCACCCUUGGAAACGCUCCUCCUCGUCGGGCAGCUGCAACGUCGUGGGCUCUAGCCUGGGCGGCGUCGGCGUCUCGGCCUCAGCCCGCAACGGCUCUUCGGCUCAUGCGGCGGCGGCCGCGGCAGCCGCUGCUGCGGCGGCCGCCCUGGUGUCGGACUCCUUUAGCUGCGGCGGCUCGCCGGGCUCCAGCGCCUUCUCGCUCACGUCCAGCGGCGCCGCCGGCGGCUCUCCCUUCGCCAACGACUACUCGGUGUUCCAGGCGCCCGGGCCGUCGGGCGGCAGUGGAGGGGGCGGCGGCGGCGGCGGGGGAGCGCAGGAAGCCGCUGCUCACCAGCCGGUAUUCAUCUCCAAGGUGCACACGUCGGUGGACAGCCUGCAGGGCAUCUAUCCGCGCGUGGGCAUGGCGCACCCCUACGAGUCGUGGUUCAAGCCCUCGCAUCCGAGCGACGCGGGCGCCUCCAGCUGGUGGGACGUGGGCGCCGGCUGGCUCGACGUGCAGAACCCCAAUGGAGUCCAUCCGGCCGCCGCUGCCAGCGGGCUCCAGGCGGGCUCCUUGCACUCGCCGCUGGGUGCCUACAACUCGGAUUACUCGGGCUUGGCGGGCCACUCGGCCUUCAGCAGCGGCGCGGCCCCCUCACACCUUCUCAGCCCCGCCGGGCAGCACCUCAUGGACGGAUUUAAGCCCGUGCUGCCGGGCUCCUACCCGGACACGGCGCCCUCGCCGCUGACGGCCGGCGCAGGCGGCUCCAUGCUGGGCGCCGGACCCUCCGCGCCGCUAGGCGGCUCUCCGCGCUCGUCGGCCAGGCGCUACUCCGGCCGCGCCACUUGUGACUGCCCCAACUGCCAGGAGGCCGAGCGAUUGGGGCCGGCGGGCGCCAGCCUGAGGCGCAAAGGCCUGCACAGCUGCCACAUCCCCGGCUGCGGCAAGGUCUACGGGAAGACGUCGCACCUCAAGGCGCACCUGCGCUGGCACACGGGCGAGCGGCCCUUCGUGUGCAACUGGCUCUUCUGCGGCAAGCGCUUCACGCGCUCGGACGAGCUGCAGCGCCACCUGCGCACGCACACGGGCGAGAAACGCUUCGCCUGCCCGGUCUGCAACAAGCGCUUCAUGCGCAGCGACCACCUCAGCAAGCACGUCAAGACCCACAGCGGUGGAGGCGCUGGCGGUGGCGGCGGCCCGGGCGGCGGCUCGGGCGGCGGCAAGAAAGGCAGCGACACCGACAGCGAGCACAGCGCGCCCGGCAGCCCGCCUUGUCAUUCCCCGGAGCUGCUCCAGCCCUCCGAGCCCGGGCACAGGAACGGCUUGGAGUGAAAGCUGCCCGGUGGCGCGCUGCCGCCACCGCGGCCGGCGAGGCGAGACAGGGAGGGACUUAUUUUCUCGUUUGUGUUUUGUUUUUCCAUCCCCCCCACCGCCUGUGGAAACCUCGCGCCUGGCUGAGCUACUUUGAAGAUGAAGGGGUGGGGGGAAUCUCUGGACAUGUAAGUAACGCCGCGCAUUGAGCCAGCGCACCGACUCGCGCUUCUCUGCUGCUCACAGAGGGCAGCCGGGCCCGCCACGUCGGCUCCCUGCCGUCCUCCCGGCUCCCCCUGAACCGCGCGCGCAUGCUCUGGGCCACGAGGGCAAGAAGCAGCGGAACUCGGAGGAAGCGUUGGUUCGCAACGUAGGAGCUCCAGAGUGCCGCCCCCACUGACUUCUGCGCUGAGGAGGAAGAGGUUUUGGCUCUCUCAAACCUGCAGGACGGGAAGGUGGGGGGUGGAUCCUGAUCUGGACGAACUACAGAGCCAACAACAAUUGCAUGAGAGAAUUAGAGCCUCUUAUCAGGAGGGGGGGAAAGCGCCCAAGAUCUCCCGCUGAAAGCACUUUGACUAGAAAUGUUAUGGGAAGCUUUUUUAAAAAACACUAUUGUUUCGGAACACUCCACAGAUUCAACUUCGAUUCAACCUUGCUUCGCAACUGCAGUCGUCAGCCCGCGAGAAUGCUGCCGUGGAAGUUGGUGGGAUUACUCUGGAGUAAAGGGUGAAGCCUGAAGCAUUUGUAUGUGUGUUUGUGUAUCUGUGAGUAUGCAUGUAGGUGUGAUCGCAAACCAGUCCCAUUCACAAAUCACUUAUGUCAGAGUACUCCGAAUUUGCACAUUUAAUUGGAAUAAAGUGGGGUUUUUUUUACAGCACUUCCAAGGCAAUUUAGUCUGUGAUUCUUACCGGAGGUAGGGUUUUUACACUCAAUGGGAGUCAAUUAAACUUACUUCCAAGUAAAUGAGUGGUUUUUGGUGUUAUUCCCUUUGAAGCCAUUAAGACUUACAGCCAAAUAAAAAAUCCUGAAUUUCAUCAGAUUUCACUAGCACCAAAUUUUAAAGUAUUUAUUCUAAAAUGUUGAUUUCAACAGAGGUUAUGUCUGAGAACCUUUCUGAUGUCCUUAGGAGCCUUACAGCUCAAUCCAAUGCAGGUUUUCUCAGAACUUUGUAAAACUGAAUUAAGUUGCCUUAAGCUACAAUCCUAUGUAUGGUUACCUGGAGUAAUAUCCAUUGAGCACAGUGGAUCUUACUUCCAAGUAAACAUGCAUAGGGUUGGGCUGCACUGUUUCUUUUGAUAGGACUGUAUCAGUGGAAAUCCCACUAAUUUAAGAGAUUUAUGGAUUGGGCUAUAAAUCUAAGUUAUCUGCCUUAAUUGAUUGCAGCUUCAAUCCUGCUAAAUCCUUAGUCUUUAAAAAAUGCUUCUUGGGCUGGCAAAUCCAACACUUUUUUCACACACACAUUUACAUUUGUACUUGGAAACCUUGAAUAUGAUCCAGCCAAAUUUUUGUCUGGUUGGUUUCAGUGACUAACCUCAUCCUUCACUCUAUCCCACUGAAAUCAACAGGACUUUGACUGUGGCUGGAUAGUGCCCAUAAUUCUAAAUGUGUUUGAUUUCAGAUGUGUUCUGAGUUGCGUUUUUUUCUUAACUUAAAAGACAGAGAACUAUAACCUACUUUUCAAUACCUUCGUUUUCUAAAAGUUUCUGCCCCAUUUAAAAAAAAACGAAUCAGCCCCUCAGUCCCUCUUUCAGAGUUCCAGCGUCUACAUUCAUGCAGUACUCUACAAGCACCUAGGAGUAAACCUAUUAUUUGUAGCAUUAUUUUUCUGAUUUAAGGAAUAAAAGAAGUACCCUUGCUUUUCAGCGAGCCUGUAGUUUGAAUGCCAAAAAAGAGAAAGGGGGGGGGGGAACAGAGGGACAGAUAUUUGUAAAAUAAUUCUAAACCUAAUGGUUUGUACAACGGAAUUGUUGUAAAAUACCUAACAGAUAUAACUCCACCAGUGUAUGGGUGUGAGAUGCAGUUGUCCAGGAGACGAUUUUGUAUAGUAUUUUUCUUGUAUAUUCCAGUAAAUAUUUGAAAAUAUAUUGAAGUACACUUGAGCUUUUUUUCCCCUCCUCUUUUUGGUCAGAAGAAAAUAUUAAAGCGUUAUUGUUGCAGUCCUAAUUAACUGCAUUUUUAACUUGUCCCUUGAAGUGUAUAGCAAAUUGCACUUCAGGAUAUAGUUUUUGCUUGAAUAUUAAUUUAGAUAGGCAUGACUGUAAUUAAGCAAACAAUAUUUGAUAAAUGUUGAAUGACAUUUAAUUUAAUGGAACAUGUACUUAUUUGCAUUUGCUGGCAGUUCAGGUAUAGUUUAAGUGAGAGUUCUCCU